Salvelinus sp. IW2-2015 is the source of this 5185-nucleotide messenger RNA. The record is from RefSeq and is a predicted model, not a curated record. Lineage: Eukaryota; Metazoa; Chordata; Actinopteri; Salmoniformes; Salmonidae.
UAAAGCUAAACUAUCGAAAUAAGUAUUCACGAUGCUAAAGAUCCCAGUUUCCGCGAUUUCAACGCGUUUAUGAGUGUUGUUAUACCAGCAUGUUUGCUUGGCCUUGAGGCUUCGGCCUCAAGUAUGUGGUGGCACAGCAUUCGAUUCGGAGCGAGAUGGGAAGUGUUUCAACGAGAACCUCUUGUAGCGGAAGGCUCGUAGGCCGGACGGAGGUUUGGGGGUUAAGCGUGAACUCGUGUCAGCUCACAAUACUUCUGUGCGAUUUUGUAACAAAGUUCUAGGAAGAAUGGCAGAAACUCAGACACUCAACUUCGGACCAGAAUGGCUCCGGGCCCUGUCUGGUGGUGGCCAUGGGGGUGGUAGCAGCAGUUGUGUUGCCACCUCACCACCUCUCUCACCUGCAAUGCCAAAGUAUAAACUUGCAGACUACCGCUACGGGAGAGAAGAAAUGCUAGCACUUUAUGUUAAGGAUAGGGAGAUCCCUGUAGACCUACAUGAUAAGGAUUUUCUGCCCAUUUUACAAGAGGAGCCCCUGCCACCACUGGCACUUGUAGCUUUUACAGAGGAAGAGCAGAGAAAUUUUUCCAUGUCUGUAAACAGUGCAGCUGUGCUCAGGCUGAUGGGGAGAGGAGGGGGUCCGGUGGGGCCAGGGGCGCCGAGGGGUCGAAGUACCUCACGGGGUCGAGGUCGGGGUAGAGGAGACGGAGGGUUUUACCAAAGAAGUUUUGAUGACGUGGAAGGAGGCUUUGGACGCGGGGGCAGGGAGAUGCACCGCUCCCAGAGCUGGGAGGAAAGUCAUGCUGAGUCUAUUUUCUCACCAUCUAGGGGAGACCGAAGGUUUGAAAAGCCAGGUCGAAAAGAGACAGAAGUUGCUCCUACCCACUUCCUGAUGAAUCAUAUCCGUGCUAACUACGAGGAGGUUGGGACCGGUGUGGGGGGCCUGCCAGUGAGGAAGCAUGACUUCACGCGUUCGGAGAGUGAGAACUGGCGCACGUCCCGGGAUGAAGUGAAUGGUGAGGAUGGUGAAGAGGGGGGCUGGCGCCUGGCUGGCACCUUGGCAUGUGCCUUGCGACGGGACAGCGAGCGGUGGUGCCCCCCGAGUCCAGACGGGACGCGGUCGGCAGGGUGGCGAGAGGCUCACCCGGGGGAGCAGCCGCGGCAGCGCAGGCUCCCUUUCGAUGCCAGGGAGGACGAGCGCGGCUACAGGCAUCCCCCGUCGGCCAGCGGCAGCCUGGAGGAGGAUGGAGGGGGCAGCCUGCCAGAGUGGUGUCUGGAGGACGCUGAAGAGGAGACGGGCACCUUCGACUCCUCCGGAGCCUUCCUUUCGCUCAAGGUUCGAAAAGCUCCCAAGGAGCCCAUCCUGGAGGAGGCAGAGCUGGACUUCAGACCCCUGGAGGAAUGUGACGAGGGUCUGGAGGAGGACGGACACCCCCGGGAGACCAAAGACACAGACGAAGAGGCCAGGAGAGAGCCCGACAGAAAACAGGAUGUGGGGAGAGCGAUAGAGGAGGCUGCUCCGUCUCCACCUGAGCCCCUGCCCCCCAGCCAGCCCGACAGAGUGGAGGAUCCUGAGGGGCCGUUGGAGAAGCCACUUGAGCGACCCCCUGCCCCGGAACACAGGCCAGAGGCCAACAAAGUCCCCCUGCACACCCCCAUGUCCAAUACAAUGCUGGACUCCCUCCCCAUCCCCCACACCGUUGCACACACUCUCACAGUGUCGGCCCCGUCGUACACCAUCCAGAUGCAGCAGAAGCCCCUGGAGGUUCCCGUGGCCAUGCCCGCCCCGCUGCCCUUCAGUGCUAGCCUCAUGCCCAAAAGCACGUCUAUCAUGGCCCCUAACAAUAUGGCCACCAGUACGGGCCUCAUGGCGCCCAUCGGAAGGCCCACGGCCAUGCCGCCACACCACACUAUGGAUGAAGAUGAGGGACUGAAGCACUUUGAACAGGAGGCAGAGAAGAUGGUGGCGUAUCUACAGGACGGUGAUGACCGGCUGGCUGCCAAGAGCUCAGCUACCAAACCAGCCGGCCUGCCGCUCACACACGAGGCUGCUCUGAAGUGGUUUUAUAAAGACCCCCAGGGAGAGAUACAGGGUCCGUUCAGUAACCCGGAGAUGACAGAGUGGUUCCAGGCGGGCUACUUCACCAUGACCCUGCUGGUGAAGAGAGGCUGUGACGAGGUCUUCCAGCCCCUGGGUGAGAUCAUCAAGAUGUGGGGCAGGGUGCCCUUCGCCCCCGGCCCAGCACCGCCACCCCUACUGGGUGAUGCCGGGGACCAGGAGCGUCUGAAGCGACAGCAGGAGCUGACGGCCCUCAACCUUUACCAGCUGCAGCAGCUGCAGUACCAGUACCUUUUGAGGCAGCAGUACGCCCAAGCCCUGGCCCAGCAGAAAGCCCAGGCCCUCAGCUCAGCACCACACCAGCAGCAGCAGCAACAGCAGCAGCAGAUCAACCUGCUCCUCCAGCAAUACCAGGCCCUCAAGAUGAGGUCAGCAGAAAACACAACAUCUGAGUCUCUCUUACCUCCUGUGACUCGGUCCAUGUCCGUACCAGAAUCCCAGGGUUCUGUGUGGGAAAUGCAGAACACCUCUCAGGCCUCCUGCACAUCAAACAUCCAGCAACCCACACCCAGUGCGUGGGAGGGCAGCAGUGUGUGGGAUCUGCCCAUAGACUCCAUGGCCCAGGCCCCCACCAUAGAACAGAUGCAAAACCUGGAGAAGAAUAAGGCUGCCAAGCUGGAGCUGGAGCGGGGUGAGGCAGAGCUGAGUGCCAAGAGGGAGGAGGAGGAACACAAACGCCUGGAGGAGGAGCAGCUAGCACGUCAGAAACAGGAGGAGGCAUUGAAGAGGCAGCGGAAGCAGCAGCAGGAGGAGGCGCUGCGCCAACAGAAAGAGGAGGAAGAGGAACGGCAUGCGCAGGAGGAGGCCCUCCGCAGACUGGAGGAGAGGAGGAGGAGGGAGGAGGAGGAGGAAGAGGAGAGGAAGCAAAGGGAAGAGUUCCUCCGCAAACAGGAGGAGGAGCACCGAAAGCAGGAGGAGCUGGAGGCCCUGAGGAGGCAUGAGGAAGAGAAGCGGCAACAGGAGGAGGCGGCUGCGGUGGCUUUGGUACGGCAACAGCAGGAGGAGGCGAAAAGGAGAGAGCAGGAGCUAGCCAGACAGAGGCAGCAGCAGCAGGAGGCGCUCCGCCGACUACAGCAGCAACAGCAGCUAGCCCAGAUGAAGCUGCCGUCUUCCUCUAAGUGGGGCCAGCAGUCAGCAGUCACGGCAGCAGCCAUCUCUCAGUCCCAGAACGCUCUGUCGCUCGCUGAGAUCCAGAAAGUGGAAGAGGAGAGAGAACGACAGGCACGAGAGGAGCAGCGGCGCCAGCAGGCGGAGCACCUGAAGCUCCUGCAGCAGCAGGCCCUGCAGGAGGCCCGGAAUCCCCAGGCCAAGCUCUCUGGCUGGGGCAGCGUGGCCAAGCAGCCGGCCACCACGAAGUCCCUGCUGGAGAUCCAGAGAGAGGAGGCCCAGCAGGUGAAGCAGAGGAAGGAGCAGGGGGGUGGGGGCCAGCAGCCCAGUCACCCCACAGUCACCCAGCAGAACCGUGCCCAGAACAAAGCUACCACCGCUCUGAGCCCCUCGGUGUGGGGCUCGGUGGCCACCAGCGGCGGGGCUCCUAACUGGGGCGGUGACAGCAGCAUCUGGGGCGACAGCACCAACUCCAACAUGGGCUUCUGGGACGAGGAGGUGGCCCAGGCCCCACCCCCCGCCAGGAAGCCCAAUGCUCAGAAGAACAACAAGGGCAACGCCAACCUCAGCAGUCGGGCCAAUAAGAAGGUGGAGGAGGAGGAGAAGCUGCUGAAGUUGUUCCAGGGGGUUAAUAAGAGACAGCAGGAUGGCUUCAUGCAGUGGUGUGAGAAGACCCUGCACACCCUCAACACUGCCAACAACCUGGACGUCCCGACAUUUGCAUCCUUCCUGAAGGAGGUGGACAGUCCGUACGAGGUGCACGACUACGUGCGCGCCUACCUGGGGGACACGUCCGAGGCCAAGGAGUUUGCCAAACAGUUCCUGGAGCGCCGUGCCAAGCAGAAUGCCAACCAACAGAAAGCGCCCCCGGCCCCGCAGAACCAGCAGCCAACACUAAAACAGCAACAGCAGGAUUCAAUGUGGGGUGUGAGCGGAACAGGCUCUCCGUCUCUGUACCAGUCAAACCACACCAGCCUUCAGCAGCAGGCACGCUUCGAGACCGUCACCUCAGGGAAGAAGAAGAAAAAGCAGAAGAUGGUCCGGGCAGACCCCAGCCUGCUAGGUUUUUCUGUGAACGCGGCGUCUGAGAGGUUGAACAUGGGCGAGAUCGAGACGGUGGAGGACUUUUAAAGGGACUGCUCUGCUGCCAACCCCACUGACCAUAUCGUUCUGAACAGCUGCCAUUGUACCCCCUACAACCACCACCUUCCCACCCCAAUCCCCCUUUCCUUUUGUGAACAGCAUCCUCUUUCCGUUCUGUUUGUACUUUUUAAUUUAACAUUUGUCAUUGGAAGCUGGGGACGCUUGCCAGUGCUAGAGGACCCCUCAAAAAACAUCCCAAAUUAGUAUUUUGCCCUAUGUGAGACAGGGAGAAGGCUAACGAAGCAGCCAAACAAUCAAACAGAACCAUAAAAACCAACCAAGCAUUGAACAACAAAUCAAUCAAUGUAAAGGCCUAAUCUGACUUCUCCCAAAGAAGAGAGCUGAGGGGAGGACAUGGAUGUCUCCCUGUCUAUGGUCGGCUGUUCAGUCCCCUCCUAGUAUCUUGUCUGAAAGUAUGCAAGAGAGAGCUGUUACCUGAUGCAAUCUUCUCCCCAUGAAAUUGAACGCAUUGGGGGGGGGGGGAUAGAGUACUUUUUUCUGUUUUGUUAUUUUUAUUUAUUGAAUGUUUUUCUCCCCCCUCUUCUCCUCCCUUCACUCCUGUUUUCUGCCUGUUUGUGGAUGGUGGUGGUAUUGUAGGAGCCAAGGAUGUGUGUGCCCAUUGAUGUCCUGUUUUAAGGACAUGUUCGAGAGUUCCAAGUAGUUAUCCAUUUCUUGUAAAAUACUAGGCUGUUUAAAGAAUAACCUUUCAAUUCUGCAUCUGUAUUAUAAUAUAUGAAAAUGAUGAACUACUGGAGUCAUACUUUUCUAUUGCGGUAUGAAAUAAAACAGUCUCUUGUGUGGGCUGUUCACACCUCUGAA